Larimichthys crocea (large yellow croaker) is the source of this 862-nucleotide messenger RNA. RefSeq names its product hairy-related 3 (gene hes3). Lineage: Eukaryota; Metazoa; Chordata; Actinopteri; Sciaenidae. The transcript has 4 exons. The coding region runs from base 42 to 755 and encodes 237 amino acids. The record is from RefSeq and is a predicted model, not a curated record. Gene Ontology annotation, molecular function: protein dimerization activity.
GAGAUUAACUUCAAGGAAAACAGGAGAAAACAAAAAACAGAAUGGUGGCAACGACAGACUGCGCAGAAAAGUCCAAAACCAUCGCUGGAAACAAGGUGUCCAAGCCACUCAUGGAAAAGAAACGAAGAGCUCGCAUAAACAAGUGUUUGGACCAGUUAAAAUCUCUUCUGGAGAGCUACUACAGCACAAGUAUUCGAAAGCGCAAACUGGAAAAGGCAGACAUCUUGGAGCUCACUGUGAAACAUCUAAGAAACCUCCAAAAGAUCCAGAGCUGUACUGCAGCUGCGUCGGAGUUUUCUGAUUACCAAACUGGCUUCCGCACUUGCUUGGCAAACGUCAACCAGUAUCUGCUGAUGGCGGAUAACUUGAACGGGAGCGACCGCUGGACGUUAUCUCAGCUUUCCAGUAAACUCUGCCGCUCCCGCGGACGAGAGGAAGCCUUCAACACCAUGGACAGCGGCCUGUGCCAAUCGGAGACACAGGACGACGCGCAGAGACUUCUUCCAUCUAGAGCUGGACCUGAGGAGAGAAAAACGACCAAAUCUAAAGCUCUGAAACCCAACAACUUAAGCACGUCUCCUGCUUUACAGAGUGAAGAAGUGCGGCAUCCAACUGGAAACAAAAAGCCCGUCCUUGCUGCGACGGUUCCCACACAAAAAACUCCUGAAAGGAGCUCAAGUCUCAAAAAGUUUCACUCUGUCAGUCACAGGAGUGAAGCAGCAAACACUCAGCGCAUUGUGUGGCGGCCUUGGUAGAGUUUAUAAGGAAGAUGUAGAUAUCCUCAGUCAUAGCUUGAUUGAAUGUUUAUAAUUGCACUGCAUAGAUUUACACGUUAUUACCUUUAUACUGUAUAUGUUUUAUU